AUGGAUCUUCUGCCCUUCGGACUGAACAUCAGCAACAACUCUGAACCUGGAGCCAACCUGACCGCUGCCAAGUGGCCAGGUCUGCAGAGCAUCUCUUAUACCAGUAUUAUCAUGCCUUCUGUGUUUGGCAUUAUCUGUCUGCUGGGCACUGCUGGCAACUCUGUAGUCAUCUUUACUGUAGUGAAAAAGUCCAAGUUCCACUGGCGUCACAAUGUCACAGACAUCUUUAUUAUCAAUCUCUCUGUCGUGGACCUCCUCUUCCUCUUGGGCAUGCCCUUCAUGAUCCACCAGCUCCUGGGAAAUGGCAUCUGGCACUUUGGUGAGACGAUGUGUACACUCAUCAUUGCCAUGGACGCUAACAGUCAAUUCACCAGCACUUACAUUCUGACUGCUAUGUCCAUUGACCGGUAUUUGGCUACAGUUCACCCCAUCUCCUCUUCAAGAUUCAGGAAGCCCUUUGUUGCUACCUUGGUUAUCUGUCUCCUCUGGAUACUCUCUUUUAUCAGCAUUACCCCAGUUUGGCUCUAUGCCAGGCUUAUUCCAUUCCCUGACGGUACUGUGGGUUGUGGUAUCCGCCUUCCACAUCCAGAAACUGACUUGUACUGGUUCACUUUGUACCAGUUUUUUCUGGCCUUCACCCUUCCCUUUGUGGUCAUUGCCGCUGCCUAUGCACGCAUCCUCCAACACAUGAAGUCUUCCGUAGCCCCAACUACUCAGCGCAGCGUCCAGCUGAGGCUCAAGCGAGUGACACGAACUGCCAUUGCUAUAUGUCUGGUCUUCUUUACCUGUUGGUCACCAUAUCACCUGCUACAGUUGAUACAGCUGUCCAUCAGCCGCCCAACCCUUACCUUCUACUACACGUACAAUGCAGCCAUCAGCCUGGGCUAUGCAAACAGUUGCCUGAACCCCUUUGUAUAUAUUAUGCUCUGUGACACUUUUCGUCAACGCCUGGUCCUCUCUGUCAAGCCUAUGGCACAGGAGUAG
This is a messenger RNA of Alligator sinensis (Chinese alligator), 984 nucleotides long. It is a transcript of the gene MCHR1, whose product is annotated as melanin concentrating hormone receptor 1. Gene Ontology annotation, molecular function: neuropeptide binding; melanin-concentrating hormone receptor activity. Gene Ontology annotation, biological process: neuropeptide signaling pathway. Lineage: Eukaryota; Metazoa; Chordata; Crocodylia; Alligatoridae. The record is from RefSeq and is a predicted model, not a curated record. The coding region runs from base 1 to 984 and encodes 327 amino acids. Gene Ontology annotation, cellular component: membrane; neuron projection. The transcript has 2 exons.